UGUCACACACAGAUGUGACUCUUUACCCCUACACAACACCGUGACGGCUAAAAUCCAGCCUAAAAAUCACUCAGAUUACACUCCAGAGGAAGAGCUACUCGAUACGACAGACGAAAAUCAAAUCUGUAAGCAUCUCGUCUAAUUCCGAAUGCGCCGAACUUCCAGAAAUCAACUGAAUCUUCUGUUUCCCAGUCAGCAGCGAUUGAAUGCCUUCAGCAGACUAAGCACUUAAACGCGACCGAGGAGGAACACCAGAGAGCGAGAGAGACGGUCUAUUUUUUCCCCCCAGACAAGCGCAGAGGUUUACUGGGAUAACUUAUUACUGUUCCUGGAGAGGAGAGCCAAUAACAGUCAGCGAUUUCCUUCUGCAAUUUGUGUUCCAGGUUUUGGAAAGGGGACAAUAGUGUGUUCUAAUACUGAGAACUGCGGUGCUUCACGAGGAACGUCGUCUUGCGCGCAGCAGCAGGCGAGAAUUCCGUGCAGAACCGGGUGUAAAAGAAGACGCGUUGCUUCCUUCUUUUAAAGUCAUAAAACAAUUAAUACGGCUGCAUCUCAGCAGCACUACCCAGGAGGACACCUUCAGACUUCUCGAUUUCCUCAGAGACUGAAAGUGGGGAGAAAAGAAAUUCCCCACUUGAGGGCGAAAUCAUACUUUUCAGGACGUCAAGUUUAAAAGCUACAGGACCUGGGCUCUUCCAGAGACAACAUGCAGAAAUGUCAGAAGAGGCAGAAGUGGAUGUGAGAGACAGAGACACGCCGAGAGACAGAGAGCGAGAGAGGGCAAGAGACUCCACGUUAAGAGACACGGGCAGUGGUAACUCCAUGCAGUUCGGCACCAGAUCUGCUAGUGCUGAGCCUGGCUACAUGGGGACAUGGCAGAACAGUGACAGCAACCUCCUUUUCAGAAUGUCCCAACAGGGUGCUGUCGCUCUGCUUCCUUUGAAGUGUGACAGGUCGACAAUGGCCAGAGACCUGGACGAGGCCAUACGCUGCACUCUGGUGAACUGCACAUGCGAAUGUUUCCAGCCUGGCAAGAUUAACCUGAGGACCUGUGACCAGUGCAAGCAUGGCUGGGUGGCGCAUGCGCUGGACAAGCUCAGCACCCAGCACCUGUACCACCCCACGCAGGUGGAGAUCGUGCAGUCCAACGUGGUCUUCGACAUCAGCAGCCUGAUGCUGUACGGAACGCAGGCGGUGCCGGUGCGUCUCAAGAUCCUGCUGGACCGGCUCUUCAGCGUGCUCAAGCAGGAGGAGGUACUGCAUAUCCUGCACGGCCUGGGCUGGACACUGCGAGACUACGUCAGAGGAUACAUCCUCCAGGAUGCUGCAGGCAAGGUGCUGGACCGCUGGGCCAUCAUGUCCCGGGAAGAAGAGAUCAUUACCCUCCAGCAAUUCCUGCGGUUCGGGGAAACCAAAUCCAUAGUGGAGCUGAUGGCCAUUCAGGAGAAAGAGGGCCAGGCAGUGACAGUGCCAACGUCGAAGACCGAAUCUGACAUCAGGACUUUUAUUGAGAGUAACAACCGCACCCGUAGCCCCAGCCUUCUAUCACACUUAGAGAACAGUAACCCAUCCAGUAUCCAUCACUUUGAGAACAUCCCCAAUAGCCUCGCCUUCUUGCUCCCUUUCCAGUACAUCAACCCUGUGUCAGCUCCCUUAUUAGGGCUGCCUCCUAAUGGGCUCAUGUUGGAGCAGCCAGGGCUCAGGUUGCGGGAACCCAACCUGCCGGCCCAAACUGAUCCCAAUGAAAGCAGCGAGUCGGAGGUGUCGCUUUCACCCUUCCGCAAUGGGCAGAGCCCUAGCCGGGGGGCUCUGAGCAGCAUCACAAAUGUGGUUGAACCCAAGUCAGAGCCGAACAGCAUGUCCCCCAUCUCCCCGCCACCAACCUCCCAACAGCAGCAGCAACAGCAAACGCAGCAGCAGCAACAGCAUCAGACGCAGCAGCAACAGCAGCAGUCGGCCACAUUGAAUGACCACCAUCCCCACCAUCAUCCCCAUUAUGUGAAGACGGAGCAGUCCAAGAGCAUCACCUCCUCCUCCUUCUCAUCCAAGAUGCACCGCAUGCGGCGCAUGGGCUCCACCUCCCGUAAGGGCCGGGUAUGCUGCAAUGCCUGCGGGAAGACCUUCUAUGACAAGGGCACGCUCAAGAUCCACUACAACGCUGUGCACCUGAAGAUCAAGCAUCGUUGCACCAUUGAGGGCUGCAACAUGGUCUUCAGCUCCCUGCGCAGCCGCAACCGCCACAGUGCCAACCCCAAUCCACGGCUGCACAUGCCUAUGCUGAGGAAUAACCGUGACAAGGACCUUAUCCGCUCCAGCUCUGGCUCUGCCACACCUGUCAUCUCCAGUGCUAAGAGUGGGUUAACCCUCACCAGCCCUGGGCGGCCACCUUUAGGUUUUGCCACGCCUCCACUGGACCCUGUAUUGCAGUCUCCUCUCCAGAGUCCUCUUGUCUUCCCUUCUCUGAAGACUGUGCAACCAGUGCCACCAUUCUACCGCAGCUUGUUGUCCCCAGGAGAUCUGGUCAGUCCACCUGUCUCUCUGCCCACAAGCCCUAUCAUACCCACUACAACCAACACUACCACCUUGAUGGAACAACAGCAGCAAGUGUCAGUUCCUAACACUCACACUCCCCACAUUUCUGAGUCAUCACCCAUAGUUCACGGUCUGCCUAUCCAUAGCACCCAGGACCCCACUACUGACCCCACUCCUAAGAAGAAACCCCGGAAGUCGAGUAUGCCGGUAAAGAUUGAGAAAGAGGUCAUUGACGUAGCAGAAGAGUUUGAUGAGAAGGAAGAAGAGGAGGAAGGGGGCCGGCCUCUAGAUGGUACAGUAAACAACCAAGGAUGUCAUCACCACCAAAACCAGCCCCACCACCAUUCCAACAGUAACGGAAACAGUAACAACAAUCACUGCAGUGGCGGAAGUGGCAGCAGUUGCCACCACUCUCCUUCCCAGGAUGAGAUGAGUCCAGGCCUGGCCCUGAAGAGUAUGCUUCGACAGGAGCAGGAGGAGUGCAGGGGGCCGCCAGGAGGCACUGAGUUACGCUGCAUGGACAGCUUCACCUCUGAGGACCAAGACCACGAGAGGGACUUUGAAAAUGAGUCCGAGACCUCUGAGACCAAGAUGUGCUGCGGGGAUGAAUCCGUGGAUGCUGAAGAGCCAGGCAGACGUCUGCGGAACAGUUUUGAGAAAGAGCGGGAUGAGGACGAAGAGGAACAUCACUUGCGGGAGAAACUGGAGAACAAGCAUCACACUUCACACUCCCCUCACCAGCCAGUUAUCAAGAUAAAAGAGGAGCUGACUGACCCCACGUACGACAUGUUCUGCAUGAGUCAGUACGGCCUCUAUAACGGGGGAGGGGGAGUGGCUGCGGCAGCAGCGGCGGCAGCGGCUGCUGCCAGUAUGGCCGCCUUGCACGAGAGCUUUGUCUCCUCCAUGGGCUACGGCGCCAGCCCCCCUAAGUUCUCUUCACCUUCCUUGGACGGCGACCUGUGUUCCAGCCCUGACCCCAAAAUUUGCUACGUGUGCAAGAAAAGCUUCAAGAGCUCCUACAGUGUCAAGCUGCAUUACAAGAACGUGCACCUUAAGGAGAUGCACGUGUGCACAGUGGCUGGCUGUAACGCUGCCUUCCCCUCUCGGAGGAGCCGAGACAGGCACAGUGCUAACAUCAACCUACACCGGAAACUCCUGACCAAAGAGCUGGACGACAUAGGCCUGGAGCCUCACCACGCGCCACUGCCUAAGGAACUGCGUGAUGAGUUUCUGGCCAAGAUAUAUGGGGGACACCCCCUGGGGCUGGAUGUCGGAGGAGGAGGGGGCGGCCGGGAUGAUACCAGCUCGCCAGCGGGCACGGAGUACUCCCAUACCAACGGGUACUGCCGGGUUCCUCCUGAUGAUUACAUGGUGCUGGACCUGAGCACCACCUCCAGUAUCCAGUCCAGCAGCAGCAUCCACUCCUCGCGGGAGUCCGACGAGGGCAGCGACGAGGGCAUCCUCUUGGAUGACAUCGAUGGCGCCAGCGAUGGGGAGGAGUGUUCCCAGAAGGCUGUGGGGCUCGGCCAGGCCAUGGUGGGGGGCAGCAGUGGCGGAGGGCUGGGGGAGGGAGUACUUAAUGAACUCUCCUCCUCCUUUUCUCCUGUGCUACACUCAGGCUCUGGGAGCAGCAACGGGGGCAUCCUGUGCAAUAUCUGCCACAAAAUGUACAGCAACAAAGGGACACUGCGGGUGCACUACAAGACCGUCCAUCUGCGCGAGAUGCACAAGUGCAAGGUGCCCGGCUGCAACAUGAUGUUCUCCUCUGUGCGGAGCCGUAACAGGCAUAGCCAGAACCCUAAUCUCCACAAAAAUGUGCCCUUUGUAACCAUGGUUGAUUAGCAAGCCCCUCCUUCCUUCCCUUCAGGCCCCACACACCACAUAUCUCCUUUCAGCGUACCCCAGUUCUGCAGCCCUGGACCAUAACUUUAGAGAAGACGCCAUCCACUUGCAAGGUUGGCUUCUUUUAAAACUGCCAUAUUCCAUUUUUUUCAUCUUUUCUUUUUAAAUAAUUAUAUAUAUAUAAAUAUAUAUUAAGUGAAACACAGAAACAAAAACAGCAAAGCACUUUAGCUUUGUUAAUUUUUCUUCUUCUUUGGAAGCAUGGAACAAGACUCUUCGGAGCAAAGUAACACUCUCUUCCCUUUCCCCACCCUGACCCCCCAAUCCAGACUGACUCUUUUUGCUUUUUGUCCAUCUCCAAAGAGACUAUUUCAACUCUGUUUGUGACUGUUGCCUGCAGAAAUGAUAAUAAUAAAAAAUACCUUCUUUGAUGUCUUUGUGUACUAAUAGCUUUUAAAAAGAACCUUCACCACAGCAUGAUAGCUUCAUUUGUAAAUAAUAUGUCCUGAGAGGCUUAUGAUGUAAAACAAUUGUAUUGAUGGUUGUUAGUUUUCUGUUUUAUUUUACAGUACUUCCAGCUAUUAGAUAGGCAAGGAAGAGGUAGCAUCUGGCUAGUUUGAUUCAUUUAUGUUAGCUUUAAUGCACAUUUUAAACUGAAAGAAAACCACACAAAACUUGUUUUAUCUACCUGCUAGAUAUAGAAGGUGCCGGCAUGCUUUUGGCUCCUCAACAGAUUUUUUUUUCGCUCUUUUUAAAAAAAAUGUUUUUUUUUUGUUCAUUUCUUCUCUAGUAUUAGGACAUAAAUCCAGCCAUGCACUUUGCAGUACUACGAGGGGAUGUGUAAUAUUAUCCAUGCCAUCUUUUUUAACCAUCAUCCUUCCAAUAAUGGAGAGACUAGAAAAAAAAAACAACAGAUAAUUGACAGUUUCAGUGGUGUUGUAGGUCGCUGACUGCUACAGUGCCAAGAAUUAAUUACUAUACCAUUGCAUAAAUGUGCCAGAUUUGCACGAAUGAUUUAGAUUCAAACUGUAGUGGAAUGCCGAGGUUUACCCAGAAUAUCCAGUCCAGUAUUCAUUAUUCCCAAACAUAUUUAGUGAGAUUACUCGUAGUUAAAGUUAAAUGUGUUUCUUUUCCAGUUUAACAAUAAUACUCUGCCUCCCAGAUGGAGGCAAAUGAAAAGUAUUAUGAAUUGUUUCUCUUUUGUUUACCUGUUUGUCUAUAAAGAAAAAAAGGACAAUUAACACACACGAGUGUAACGAAACAUAGCAUUCAUUAGCUCUGAAGCUGAGUAGAUGGGUUUUGUGAGGUUAACCAACAUGAGGUCCUGAUUUUCACCUUUUCUGAGAAAUGAAUGGCAAACUGAAGAAGUGUUCUGCAAAAGCAACAAAAAAACAACUGCAUUGUACAUUUUACUGUGACAGUAUGUUUUUCAUAUACUCCUUAUAGGGUAGCACUCUGGUCUUACUGAUUAUUUUACUGUUCUCAAGUCUUAAUCUUUUGCUGUGUUUUCCUGCUGGUCACAUUCAAUUUGAUUUUCAGAUCUGUUGCUUCACUACAAACUGUGCUCUGUAGAACAACAAAAAAUGAUGUUCCAUAUUAUUGAGCAACCUCUUAAAGGGAACAGAUCUUGCAAAUGAAAAUAGGAUUGAGUGAGAGAGCUUCUUUUUGCUUUUUUAGAGUUUGUAACCUUUGGCAGUAUUUAUUAUUUCAGGCAAAAAUAUUUUUCAGUGUAGCAGAGCAUUCAGUUCAAUAACUACAAAUUAAGCAGUGCUUUCAGAAGCAAUUGCAACAACAAAGCUUUGCUUUACAGCAAAUGAAUACUCUGUUCAUGCAGUGACCUUCAGAGCUUUUGGCUCUGGUAUGUAUCCAUACAGAAAUUUGUUAAAGUCAAGGGCAACUAUAAGACUUGCAAAAAUAUGUGUACAAAACAAGGGGCUUUCAGGAGAUUUCUGGUUACUACACGUACAGUAUGUGGAAAAAUUGUUUAUAGUGCCAUUUGUGUGUAACAAAAUAAGCUUUACGUUUCUUAGAUCACUAUUUAAAGACAGAAAAAUGGCCAAAGACAAUGUCACAGCCUAGUUCUUCUGUGACAUCCUGUCACACUGAUGUCAGUUUAUUUUUUUCCCCGUUAAAUGAGCACUGACGCAAUUAUCAAUUUAUGGUGGGAUGUAGAGAGAUGUCUACUAUGUUCAAGUUAGUCACUGAGGGAGCACUUUGCCCACUCUAUGUGGGUGAUGUGACACGGCUACAAUCCAAUAUAAAAUAACCAGAUAUCUAAAUCAAUGUAAAUCAGCUUUGUAAAUUCGAUCAUACUGCCGAUUACAACAAAAAAAACAACGCAAUUUCUUAGAAAGAUCAUAGAAUGUGCUUUUUGUUUCCGUCGCAGUCAUAUCUGUGGUUAAACAGAUUACAGCCUGUCUAUCUGUAUUUGCUCAAAGGCCAAGUGUAUCUCAUAUGACAUUGUUACAGACACCUUCUACUUUGGCAAGAUCUAAUUUGGAAGUUACUACAUUAAACAGCUCAGGCUAUGCUACACAGUAUCAGAUUAACAGAGAAUCAGGUUGAGUAAAGCAAAUUGCUCUUAAUAAUAAAGGCAUCUGUCUGUCAGAAAGGAAGAAGCCUAUAAACAAUCACACUCCAUUAGGCUGAACAUUUUUUAAAAUGAUAAUUGACAGGUUAGAGUAAUUCCUGAAUAAAGAUAAAGAAAUCUGUUGAUUUACAAGUGGGUAUAAAUCUGAAAAACACUCAAUUAGCUUUUUUUAUUUAUGAUGACCACAUUAUCUAUAUUUGGAGAAUGUUACCAUAUAAAGUCUAAUUAACAAAGACUCCACUUGCUAGCUAUAAAUCAAUUAAUAUGCAUGUUUUAUAUUUAAUUUAUAGUUUGUACUGAAAUAAAGUGCACACAAAUCUGAAAUCUGAAGAGUGAUGCUCUAAUUACACCCCAGGAAUUUUAAAUUGCAGUUACAUUUAUAAUGCAUUCAUAGGUGUAAAUACAUUGAAUGCACAUUUGUAGCUUUCUUAUUUUAACUGAAAUGUACUUUUGCCCAAGACAACACAUCUUGAGAACUAAAAAAAUAUAGUGUAUUUUUCUCAAAGGACAUUGUGAUUUAAGAAAUAUUCAUUUGAUUACAGUAUCUGGAAUAAAACUGAAAGCACCCUUGCCCUGUUUAUAAUUAACCCUAGUUAUAAUUAACUAGUACUAAUGUAAGUGACUAAGUAUUAGAAAAAUAAGAUUGUACAUACUUUAUCAUAGUAUCUUCUCAUGAAAUUCCAUGUUUAUGUUGUAAGGAAUGCAAAAUGUAAUCAUUCACAUUGAAUAUUUGUCUUAAAAGGAUGUAUGAUACCUACAUCUUGUGCUAAUAUACAGUGUCAGUGGAAAAGCCACAUUGUCCCAAACUUCUACCUCUACAGUAGAAGAAAAAUCAGUAGAACUGCUAGGUAGCAAAUCUGAACCUGAGCAACACAUUUUAAAAUUAAAAAAUUCUGAAUACCUGUGACGUUUCCCGUCACAUAAAAAUUAACCCAUCAGGGAUUUUGAUCUCCAUUUCCCUCUUUUUAGACUCUACUGAAUUUGUGUGCUUCACACUUAGUCCAGGCUCUCCUUCAUUGGUUCUGUAGCUUGCCAAACCCCCCCCUGCCCAAGGGAUUCUGACAAAAGAUUCUGCCAGUUAUCAAAUUAUCGCAUUCCACUGUACCAUCAGUUUUCAGCCUAGCAGGAAAAAUGGCACAUAAUAUACAGCCAUGAAAAGGAAAUGCAUUUAGAUUUUUUCAGGUUAAACAUGGAGUGAGUUUUGUAGUUCGCACACUAAUGUCCUUCGUUCUCAAAGUGCUGGUAGCAACCCAGACAACAUGUAAAUCGGUGAUACUAAAUCCUGAUCCUGGUGCUUUUGUUUCAGGAUCUAACUGAGCUCUCUGUUAUGUAAUUGAACCCUUAAUUGAACUAAUAAGUUGCUUAAUUACCUGUUGUUUCAUUGUCUACAGCUCUGAAAAACAAUUCGAAAGCUGAAAUUGUUAAUUGAGUUAAACGUUUAUUUAAAUAACUAAAAACCGGGAGACACAGAAGUCAUAAGGACCAGGACUCACAAAUGUGCAAAUUCAUAUCCUGGCAUGAGCAUUGGAAGUUCAGAAUAUUUUUUUACUCAUUGUUUCACCAGGCUUGCUUUAAAUAGGCAGUUCCCUCUAUGGGAAAAGGGUGGUACAAAUAAUACAGGUGAUUAAAAAUAAGACAUUCCUCAUCACUGUCCAUCGAGGGUCUGUACUUUUGCAGCUCUGCAUUAAAAAGCUUCUUUGUUAUUUUUCUUCCUGUUCUCUUAUAUUGCUGUUGUUUGGCAGGCGCUUUAAUAGAUGCUUCUGGUGCUUUCUUUCUCUUUUUUUUCCAAGAAAAAAAACUGAAUUAACACAAGAGGGUGAAGGUUGGGGGGGGGGAGGACUGGGACGUGGUGGUGGUAGGGGGGUGGUAGCAGAUGAAUUCCUGCAACAGGAAGUAUCAUUAAAAUUGCUGUUACACGGCACCUCGAGGCACCAGUUCAAUUUUACCACUGAUCUUUCUAAUAACUCACUUGUCACUUUAUUACCUUCAAAGAUGUGAAUGUUGCUGACAAGACUGUGACACUAACAGCAAGCACCCUCACCCCCCUCCCCCUUCUCCCCCCCCCACCUCCUUGCCUCACAGGCUGCACACUCUCUCUUUUGCUCUCUCCCUCCGCUUCUACUUACCAUGCGAGUCCUACAGGGACAGAGACUAAUAGUGUACACUUAAGUUCACUACACGGCCAUCAAGUAUAAAAGGAUGUGUAAUUGCCUGCUUAUCCCAGGUGAAGAGAAAAUUGAGUACAGAAACACAGUCUUUCCCCAGAGGCACGCUGAGGGCCUUGCUUUCUCGCAAUGCGGUAAGACUGCAAAGAGUCUUACUCUAUAGCCGAGAGAUACUUCUCUCUCUCUCUCUGUGAAAACCCUUACCAGACAUCCUGGCUGACCAUUGUCCUGACUGGACCAGGAAGACUAUGUAACCUUUGAGAAGAGGAGUAAAGGCCCUUCCGAGGCAAAAUCAGACAGGGAAAGCAAACAAGUGGCACCUUCUUGUUCACUGAGCUAUUUCAAAAGGAAUAAUGGGAUUGCAGGGUGUAUGGAAGGGAGGUCUAAAUGAUACAAGUGGAACCUGUCGGUGUGUAUUAUUUGACAGUGGUGUUUUUUUUUUCUUUUGUUUUUAAAUGACUAACUGAAGUUAAAAGGACUUCAGAGCUUUCGAAAGUCGUAGCACUACAUGGACGGGAAGGGUUGAGUGGAUUUUUUUGUUGUGUUUUUUUUUACUGGAAUAUUAAAAAUAAAUGUUUUGUUAUUUUCA
Molecule: messenger RNA, 9718 nt
Organism: Lepisosteus oculatus (spotted gar)
Lineage: Eukaryota; Metazoa; Chordata; Actinopteri; Semionotiformes; Lepisosteidae
Gene: bnc2
Product: basonuclin zinc finger protein 2
Biological process (GO): regulation of DNA-templated transcription
Cellular component (GO): nucleus
Source: RefSeq, a predicted model, not a curated record